This is a messenger RNA of Tachysurus fulvidraco (yellow catfish), 2547 nucleotides long. It is a transcript of the gene mmp9, whose product is annotated as matrix metallopeptidase 9. NCBI's taxonomy places the organism in Eukaryota, Metazoa, Chordata, Actinopteri, Siluriformes, Bagridae. Gene Ontology annotation, molecular function: zinc ion binding; metalloendopeptidase activity. Gene Ontology annotation, cellular component: extracellular matrix. The record is from RefSeq and is a predicted model, not a curated record. The transcript has 13 exons. Bases 124 to 2181 code for a protein of 685 amino acids. Gene Ontology annotation, biological process: extracellular matrix organization; proteolysis; collagen catabolic process.
ACCUCAAGAAUACACAGAGGGCAAGAACAGCCAGAAAAAGAAGACUAAAGAAGACUUGACACUCUGACAGACUUUCAGAAAGCUGUGAUUUAUUUUACAAAUCAGUUGCUGAAAGUUCUCACCAUGAGAAGUAUCUUGGCAUUCAUGGUUCUUGGGGCCUGCACUUUAAGUGCAUGGUCCAAACCAAUUAAUUCCAGACAUGUGUCCUUCCCCGGGGAUAUACUCAAAAACAUGACAGACAUACAGAUGGCUGAUAGCUAUCUGGAGCGCUUCGGUUAUAAAAGGAUUCUGGAUAAGAGUGGACGACAGGGAGCAGUGCUGACUCAUAAAGCUCUGAGAAGGUUACAGACUCAGCUGGGUCUGGAAGAGACUGGUGAGCUGGACCAACCAACAAUCGAUGCCAUGAAGAAGCCACGCUGUGGUGUGCCAGACGUCCGCAACUACCAAACAUUUGACGGAGACCUGAAGUGGGAUCACAAUGACGUUACAUACAGGAUUCUGAACUACUCACCAGACUUAGACGUCUCUACUAUUGACGAUGCCUUCGCCCGAGCCUUCAAAGUGUGGAGUGAUGUCACACCCCUAACUUUCAGACGGCUCUACGAUGGCACUGCUGAUAUCAUGAUCUCAUUUGGAAAAAAAGAUCAUGGAGACCCCUACCCAUUUGAUGGGAAAGAUGGCUUGCUGGCACAUGCUUAUCCUCCAGGUGAAGGAGUGCAGGGAGAUGCUCACUUUGAUGAUGAUGAAUACUGGACACUUGGCAAGGGACCCGCAAUCAAGACCUACUUCGGCAAUGCAGAUGGUGCACUGUGUAAUUUCCCAUUCCGGUUUGAGGGAAAGUCCUAUUCUAGUUGUACCACUGAAGGUCGUGAAGAUGGCCUGCCAUGGUGUGCCACAACUGCUAAUUUUGACAAGGACAAGAAAUAUGGUUUCUGCCCAAGCGAGCUUCUGUACACAUUUGAUGGGAAUGCAGAUGGUGAAGCUUGUGUCUUUCCGUUUGUGUUUGAGGGGAAAACAUACACCAGUUGUACCACUGAGGGACGUGAUGAUGGGUAUCGCUGGUGUGCUACUACAUCCAGCUUCGACAAGGACAAAAAAUAUGGGUUCUGUCCUAACCGAGAUACUGCUGUGAUUGGUGGAAACUCUGAGGGGGAGCCGUGUCAGUUUCCUUUCAUCUUCCUGGAGAAGUCCUUUACUUCCUGCACAAGUGAAGGCCGUAGUGAUGGAAAACUCUGGUGUGCCACAACCAGCAACUAUGACAAGGACCAGAAAUGGGGAUUUUGCCCAGAUAAGGGUUACAGUCUGUUCCUGGUGGCAGCCCAUGAGUUUGGACAUGCUCUUGGUCUUGAUCAUUCCAACAUACAGGAUGCUCUGAUGUACCCCAUGUACAAAUAUAUAGCUGACUUCUCUUUGCAUCAGGAUGACAUUGAGGGCAUCCAGUAUCUUUAUGGACCCAAAAAAGGCCCAAAGCCUACUCCACCAAAGCCAUCAACCACUACAGCAUCUACAAUUUCUACUGCCAAACCUACUAAAAAAACACCAAAGACGACUCCAUCUACAGCUUCCACCACAACUCCAUCUGUGUUUACGCCUGUGGACCCCUCAGUGGAUCCUUGCACGGCGGAUAGAUUUGAUGCAAUCACAGAGAUCCAGGGAGAGCUUCACUUCUUCAAAGAUGGGUAUUAUUGGACGUCCUCAAGUAGUGGUAAUAAGGAACGCAAAGGCCCUUUCUUAGUCUCUGAGAGAUGGCCUGGUCUGCCAGCUAAGCUCGACACUGCUUUCGAGGACCCUAUUACAAAACAAAUGUACUUCUUUGCAGAAACUCAGUUCUGGGAGUUCACUGGAAAGAAUGUACGGGGACCACGCAGUAUUGAGAAACUUGGUUUGCCUGCCAACGUGGAUAAGGUUGAAGGAUCAUUGCAGAGGGGAAAGGGCAAGGUGCUGCUUUUUAGUGGGGAGAAUUACUGGAGGAUGGAUCUGAAGACUCAGCAGAUGGAUAAAGGGUUCCCACAACAGACAGACAUGACCUUUGGUGGGGUUCCAGUGGAUGCUCACGAUGUGUUCCUCUUUAAAGGAAACUAUUACUUCUGUCGAAACAUCUACUACUGGAGAAUGACCAGCAAGAGACAGGUUGAUAGAGUUGGAUAUGUCUAUGAACUCCUGAACUGUCCCGACUACUGAAUCGGAUUUCAUAGGACUGAAGAGGAAAGCACAUCUAACUGAAAAGCAAAUCCCACAUAUGUGUUUUCAAAAAGAAAGUAUUAUCGAAAGAGUAUAAGCAAUAAAGUUUGUAUGUGUAAUAAAGUUUUUAUGUGUAAUAUUAAGAAAUAUUUGCCUGGAGCAAAUAAUAAAGUUAAUUAAGGUUAAGUUAGUUAAUGUUAUAUUGGUUAAGAUAUUUUAAAAUAUAUUUUGUCUUCUCCGUUCUAUUUCGUUACCUUAUAGUCUAAAUUUGCACAAGUGAAUGUUUUUCACAAUUGUCUAAUUUAUUUAUAAAAUCAGUAGUAUUUUGUCAUAUGAAUAAUGAAAUAAAUUUUUAUUUUAAGUCUG